Molecule: messenger RNA, 1000 nt
Organism: Macrosteles quadrilineatus (aster leafhopper)
Lineage: Eukaryota; Metazoa; Arthropoda; Insecta; Hemiptera; Cicadellidae
Product: QRFP-like peptide receptor
Exons: 2
Coding region: 539-1000 (153 amino acids)
Biological process (GO): G protein-coupled receptor signaling pathway
Cellular component (GO): plasma membrane
Molecular function (GO): G protein-coupled receptor activity
Source: RefSeq, a predicted model, not a curated record
GUGUAUGUGUGUGUUACAGAUGGACGGUGAGGAGGUGUGAGGGUGAGGCGCCGAGAUGCGUCCCCGGACGAGGCGUCGCGUAGCCCCACAGCGAGGGCCUCACAUCCACGGCUACACAUCUACUCUGCUAGGUCAUGUCGCAAGUGACGUUCUUGCCAAUUAAUGCGAACUCACGACCGCAGAUCACUCGAUCGAUUCUACUAGUCAUUUGAUACGUUUCUGUUCUCUAUAGUUCUCUUGUUAGGUUCUCUUCAUUUAAGCGGUGCUGGUUCGUUUGUUGAUGUUAAAAACGGUGCUAUAAAGUUGUUACUAUUUUCGAGCAUUUUAAAAUAUUACCAAAUCAUAUUGUAGAUUCCACAUUCCUAACUAGUUUGGUUUUUACCUGAUAUUAAUAUAAAUAGAUUCAACUUUUUACCGUAUGUGACAAAUGUAUUGCUGUGAUAAAUAAAGUAUUUUAGUACCGGUAAAUUUUACAAGUCGACUCUCUAGCUAUUAUAAUUUGGUCCGGAGACCAGGAACAGAUCUAACAACCUCACUUAUGAUUUCUUCAUUGGCUCCGGGUCCGGAAAGCAAUUCGACAUAUCCGUACUUGUUCAUCAACAGCAGUGUUCUGCCAGUGACCUCCUCUCCUAACUCCACCAAUGGCUCCGACUUCGACCCUCCGGUGUUUCCCGCGUACAUCCGCACCACCUCCAUCAUAUUCUGUGUCAUCAUCCUCGGCAUCGGCGUCAUAGGCAAUGUGAUGGUGCCUCUGGUCAUCCUCAAGUCCAAGGACAUGCGCAACUCCACCAACAUCUUCCUGAUGAACCUCAGCAUCGCAGACCUCAUGGUCCUGCUGGUCUGCACUCCGACUGUCCUCGUGGAAGUCAACUCCAAGCCAGAGACGUGGGUGCUCGGCGAGGAAAUGUGCAAGGCAGUCCCGUUCAUAGAGCUGACGGUUGCCCACGCCAGUGUCCUCACCAUCCUAGCCAUCAGUUUCGAGCGCUACUCCGCUAUCUGA